AUGGCACAAUCCAAGUCCGCAACAAAGCUGCGGCAAAUGCUCGCCGACCCGGACAAAAUCAUCGUCUGCCCAGGCGUGCACGACGGCCUCACAGCGCGCGUAGCGUUGAACGUAGGCUUUGACGCCCUUUACAUGACCGGCGCAGGCACAUCCGCCUCCCGCCUCGGCCUCCCCGACCUCGGCCUCGCAACCCUCGACGACAUGUCCCUCAACGCCUCCAUGAUCGCGAGCCUCGACCGCUCCGCCCCCCUCAUCGCCGACGCCGACACCGGCUUCGGCGGGCCCCUCAUGGUCGCGCGCACCACCGAAAGGUACAUCCUCUCCGGCGUCGCAGCGCUGCACAUCGAGGACCAGGCCACGACAAAGCGGUGCGGACACCUCUCGGGGAAAGAAGUCGUCGACACAGCGGCCUACGUGGCGCGGAUCCGCGCCGCGGUGAAGACGCGCGAGAGGCUGGGCUCGGAGAUCGUGGUCAUCGCGCGCACCGACUCCUUGCAGCCGCUGGGCUACGCCGACGCAAUCUCCCGGCUAAAGGCGGCAGUCGCCGCGGGCGCCGACGUCGCGUUCCUCGAGGGCAUGCGGACGAGGGAGCAGAUGGCGAGGGUGGUGCGGGACCUGUCGCCGACGCCGUGCCUGCUGAACAUGGUGGGCGGCGGGGUGACACCUUUGGUGACGGCGCGGGAGGCGAAGGAGGAGUUCGGGUUCCGGGUUGUGAUAUGGCCGAUCGCGGGGAUGACGAGCGUGUGCAUCGCGAUGCGCGAGCUGUGCCGGGAGCUGAAGAGCGAGGGGGAGAUCAGGGAGAGGUAUACGGAGGAUGGGAGGGUCGAUGGCGGGGUCAGGGAUGUGUUUGAGCUGUGUGGGUUGUCGGCGUGUGCGGAGUUUGAUAAAGAGGUUGGGGGCGCGAGUUUUGCGAAUGGUGCUUGAUGAGUGGUUCUGUAUUAACCUAGUGAUGGGGCUGGUUUGAGAGACAGCGAGAGAAAAAACUCUCCUAAUCGAUCCUUCAUAAACUUCGAGAUCUAUUCUAAUUCUAAUUUUUAUUUGGGUAGGUAUAGUUGUAAAAGAAAAGGGGGGGAGACAAGGGGGAAUCUUCCCAACGAUCGGGUUAUGGCCACGCUUCCUAGGUUUAAUGAAGGUCGGCAGGUUCUCUCAAGCCGUCUUCUGACCAUACCUGCCC
Molecule: messenger RNA, 1174 nt
Organism: Hypoxylon fragiforme
Lineage: Eukaryota; Fungi; Ascomycota; Sordariomycetes; Xylariales; Hypoxylaceae
Product: Phosphoenolpyruvate/pyruvate domain-containing protein
Exons: 2
Coding region: 1-924 (307 amino acids)
Molecular function (GO): catalytic activity
Source: RefSeq, a predicted model, not a curated record